Molecule: messenger RNA, 863 nt
Organism: Moneuplotes crassus
Lineage: Eukaryota; Ciliophora; Spirotrichea; Euplotida; Euplotidae
Source: the annotation of a GenBank genome assembly
AGAUGGAGUCGGAAAGAGCAAACACCGAAACCAAAAGACUAAAGGAUAAAUCAUUCUCUAAUAAAGGCGAGGAGACCAAGACGCUGGCCUCUGAUCGUCAGACCCUGCCUAGCUAUGGGACAAUAGACUCGAGAGCUGAUCUUAAAAGGUUCUGCCUUAAAACCCCGGGUGGAAAAAUGGUGUACGCUCAUGCAGGCAGUGAACCAGAUUCGAUGAUGGAAAGAAUUUCGUGAAAUAAUGAAGGAUGGUUUGGUAGAAGAAGGUCGCAAGCUCCUAAUGCCCUUGAGAACUAUUUCAGAGCCAUUGACUAUCUUGAGCAAAAUAUCGAUUUCCCUCUCGAUUCUGAAGAUGACCCUAUUGAAAGCUAUGGUUGGCACAAACAUUUCUUCUAUAUAUUCACUCUUCUCAUCACAAUCUUAAGUGCUGGCUCAGCGUUCUUGGCGUAUUCGAAGAAGGACCAAGUGGCCGAGGACUUGACCAAAACACAGACUCCUGGGGAGAAGUCCAGUUUUCUCGAGAACUUUAUUUUGAUUUGCAUCUGAGUAGAUGCAAUAUUCUUCAGCAUAAUCUAUCUGCUAUCAACGGUGGUUUACUGAAUUCCAAAGGCGAAGAUAUUUAGUGUGCUGUCUUUGAUCUCUGUGAUCAGCAUUAUUUCAACUUUAUUCUUGUGCUAUGUGCACGUAAUCUACCUGCUCACUUUCAUAGUAAGGAUCCUGUACUAUGUCUACCUACGUUAUGUUGUGUCUAUCUUGUACACAAUCUUGCUGAUGCCAAUGCCACCUCAAGCCAGGAAUGCCAACAAUCAGGAUGAAGACAUACUAACUGAUGUCGAGAUUAUUCAGAGUAGUCCAGAAGAUAGCUAA